GGUGGCAGUCUCCACGUGUUGAGGAUGACGACGGGGCUGAGGAAGACGACAAGGACGAGGCGAUGAGGUUCUCGAGGUCUACACCCCGGUCGUCAUUAGGGUGUCAGGCGGUGGGGCCAGAUGCGGAGGGCGAGGGUUUGUACGAUGACUUCAGUGAGCCGGAGACCGAUUUUGAUGUGGAUUUGGGUGAUCCUCCUACAACAAGGGCUCCACACCGCGAGCCUCUUGCGGCAGGAGCGUCACAAGGGGACCUUGGCAUUGAUACAUCCUCCAUGCGCGAUCUCAUGACCAAAAUUGAGGUUGUUGUGCCUUGUUUUUCAACAAGUGCGGACAUUACAUCGCAUCAUUUCCAAAGACAUCCGACAGUGCAUCAGGCAAGACCGCUAUCGCAAAGAGAGGAGGCACAGGAGGAGCGCGAGGCUCGAGAGGCACGGGAGGACAGGAGGACAGAUGGUGUACGUGUGGGCAUGACAAGCGUACAGGCUGUUGCAGAGGUCCGCAAAAUGCAGGUUGUAGGGGCAGCUUGUGCAGUAGGGUUGCAUGGCGGUGAGGGGGGAUGGAGGUUGAUUCUCACGUGUUCUUUUCGCAACACGAGACUUUGGGCAUCGAACAAAUCGUCAAUUAUCGAUGUGACCAGCAGAAGGACUAGUGAAGGUGGAUCCCUAGUCCCGAAGUACCCAGAGUCGUCGAGGUCGAAGAGUGCUGGCAGGGGACAGGAAGAGUGUCAGCAGGGACAGUCUCAGCAGGGAGCGUUGCUAUGUCAUUUUAGUAUUGAUGACGAGGUGGUGGCAAGGGACGGAUCGACUGCAGCUGAAGUUGGUGGUGGCAAAGAUGAAGGAGCGGGUCCGGCGAGUCCCCGUAAUAGUAUGGUUGACAAACAGCCCGGCAGUCGAGGAGGGAAGACGACAUUGAGCCCACGGUUGGUGACGGCCUCCGCAUUUGCUGCUAGGGAUGUGCCUGUGCGUGGAGGUCCUCCGAUAAAGGUGGCGGGCCGCACUUUAGGAGGGCAUGUGCGACAUGUUCUGGCUACUACUACUGCAGACCCAAGGCUGUCGACGGAGGAGGAGGGGAUAAACCCCAGCCUCCCCAUGCCGCCUUCAGCGAGGUGGCAGGUGAACAUGGAUACCGCAAACGUACAGAGGUUCCCGACAGUGUACGUGCUGUGCACGACGACGGCGAUGUGCCACGACAGCGACUCGGGGGAGAGGACAUGUCGAAACACUGGGGAGAGGAGGGAGUAGCAGGGGAGGGAGGGGGCGCCCGAGAAGGGUCACUAGACUAGGCAGGCCUUGAGGCAAAUGAUGACAUUUUUGUUUAUGAUUUGUACUAUACUUCGCUAUUAGCAGGACCAGA
Molecule: messenger RNA, 1353 nt
Organism: Chara braunii
Lineage: Eukaryota; Viridiplantae; Streptophyta; Charophyceae; Charales; Characeae
Source: the annotation of a GenBank genome assembly